AUGGCUAACUUUAGACCGGCAGGUCUAUCCGAUGAUGACACAAAUAGUGACGACGAUUAUGGUUUUUUUGAAAAACUGAACCAUAAUAAUAACUAUGCAAGGGAAUUGGAAAAUCUUAAGCAGAAAACUGAAGUAAGGUUACAAGAUGCUAUCAUAAAUGGUAACCUUGAAGAAGUCUUGAAUAUAAUCAACACAGAUUUAAGAGGCAAUAUAAAUAGUAAGUUGGAAAGUGGAUGGACACCACUAUUUCAUGCAUGUUUCCAUGCACAAGAAGAAAUAGUUGAAUGCCUGCUAAAUAGAGGUUCUGACCCCAAUGUGCAUGCAGAUUCAGUGACUCCGGUAAUGUUAGCUUGUUCUAAUAAUAGUGCAAGCGAGUCAGCGGCAUAUAACAUAGUAACAAACUUAAUACAACACAAUUGCUUACUGAAUAUUGGUGAUAAAUAUGGAAUUACUCCUUUAAUGAAAGCUGUUAGUUGUGGAUAUGCAUCUAUAGUAGAAUUGAUUCUUGAUAAAGAUGUAAAUAUUGAGAUGAGAGACCGUCAAGGUUGGACAGCAGUAUUCUGGGCAAUACACCACAAUCAGCCAAAAUGUCUUGAAAUUCUUAUAAGCAAAAAUGCAAGAUUAAACAUAAUAGAUAUGUCAAACCGAUCACCACAGUAUAUUGCUGAUACCCACAACUACAGUGGGAUUCAACAAGUUCUCUCAAAAUAUAUUCAAGAAGAUGAAAUAGAAAAUGACAAAAUGUUAACCAAUGAUAUUUUGAAAGACAUCUCGACAUGGCAGGAUUAUUAUCCAGGCUUAAGAGAUGAAAACAGCCCAAAAUAUUCAUCAGAAAUAAACCAUUUACUAUAUGGUAUGAAUUGUGACCGUCUCAAGAGGAAAUUUGAUGAAAUUCCCAUGGAUUUGCGGACGUUUUUGCUCCUUGAAGAAAAUGAUAUGAUUAAAAUGGGUAUAGACUUGCCAUUUGAGCGGCAGAGACUAAAGCAAGGCUUGCGAACUUUUCAUUUACGUAAGUGGAAAGUUAAUGCGGUUGCUGGAUUACAAGCUCAUAGAGGGAAUUCUUACAGUAUUAUCGAAUGUGUAAAUGUACUGGGAUGUCACUUACAACAACUAUACGUGUUGGAAGCAACUGUCAUGUACAUUCUCCGAGAUUAUGGCCGAUUACAGAACCAAAUCAAAUUCGAACCACCGGACUCACCUGUUAUCAAUAGAUUUCAUAAUGCCGCCAAGAAAAUGAUUACCAAUAUAAAUAACGUGAGAAGAGAAAUAAAAAUUAUGAAAAAAUUACAUAGCAACAUAAGUAAAGAUAGCUUAAAACCAGUAGACCUCAUUAUGGAGAAAUCCACCAAAGAAUUAGCUGUAGAAGUAAUAACCAAACUAGUCGCAGUCAGCACUCUGGGCUUACUCCUGUAUCGUUCUAAAGGAUUUUUUAUAAAUAUGUUCAACAAA
Brenthis ino (lesser marbled fritillary) is the source of this 1449-nucleotide messenger RNA. NCBI's taxonomy places the organism in Eukaryota, Metazoa, Arthropoda, Insecta, Lepidoptera, Nymphalidae. The record is from the annotation of a GenBank genome assembly.